AUAAAUCAGUUUUAUUUUUAUAAAGCAUGGUGAUGGAGGGUUCCUUGAGAGUAAUAGCUGUUACUAUAACUCUUUGGUUACUCAGUGUUCAUCCUAACUUCAGCACUUCCGAGUCUGAGGUUCGCUGCAUUGAAAGCGAGCGACAUGCCCUUCUGAAGUUCAAGCAAGACCUUAAAGAUCCUUCAAACCGGCUUGCCUCUUGGACUGCUGCAGCUGAUGAGGAUUGUUGUGGCUGGGCGGGUGUUCUCUGCCACAACCGUACAGGUCAUGUCCUCCAACUCCAUCUCAGAACUUUUCGUCCUCUAUAUGACGAUCUUAGAACUGAUCUCCAAUGGCAUACUCAAUACAAAGUUUAUCAGAGGUCAAGGUUUGGUGGUAAGAUAAACCCUUCUCUACUUGAUUUGAAGCACUUGAUUUACUUGGACCUCAGUUACAAUGAUUUCCAGGGUGCUCAAAUUCCUAAAUUCCUCGGUUCAAUGGGGAGCUUAAGAUAUCUUAAUCUCUCCUUUGCGGGAUUUGGGGGAUUGAUUCCUCAUCAACUUGGGAAUCUCUCUAAUUUGCACUAUCUCAAUCUUGAAGGUUAUUAUAAUAAUUUGCAUGUCAUGAACCUUCAUUGGCUUUCUGGUCUUCCAUCACUACAACACCUUGAUAUGAGUGGUGUAAACCUUAGCAAAGCCUCUGAUUGGUUACAGGUGACAAACAAACUCCCUUCAUUGUUUGAGUUGCGAUUGUCUGAUUGUGAACUUUCUUGUUUCAUCCCACCACCGAUACCUAGUAGUAUUAACUUUUCAUCUCUCACCACCCUUGAUCUUUCAUCCAAUUGUUUUGAAAAUACUUCGAUUUUUUGGGUCUUUGGUCUUCAUAAUCUGGUUUCUCUUGAUCUAUCUUACAAUUGGUUUCAAGGUCCAAUCCCUGUUCAUCUCCAGAACUUGACUUCACUUAGGCACCUCGAUCUGUCUGAAAACAUUUUCUCUACAAUUCCCAAUUGGCUAUAUAGUUUUAGUCAUCUUGAGUUCCUUAACCUCAUGCAAAAUUUUUUGCAGGGUACAAUCUCUAGUGCCAUUGGAAACCUAACAUCUGCCAUUAGCAUAGACUUGUCAGAGAAUGAAUUUGAAGGAAAGGUACCAAGAUCUUUGGGUAAUCUCUGCAAGUUAAGGAAAAUUGGAUUGUUUAGUAACAAAUUGAGUCAAGAGAUAUCUGAACUCUUAGAAAGUUUAUCAAGAUGUGUUUCAAAUGGACUAGAGAUCUUAGAUUUAUCUUAUAAUAAACUUUCUGGGCAUUUGAUUGAUGAACUUGGGCAAUUUAAAAAUCUGGUCAUCCUUUCCUUGGGGCAUAAUUCAAUUUUAGGUCCAAUUCCAUGGUCUAUAGGAAAUCUAUCAUCUUUGAGAUUAUUGAACCUUGAAACUAAUCAAAUUAAUGGAACUCUCCCUCAAAGUUUUGGACAGCUUUCCAAAUUAGAGUAUCUGUAUAUUGGUUUAAACAAGUUGGAGGGUGUAGUAUCUGAACUUCAUUUUGCCAAUUUAAUGAGAUUAACAACACUUGUUGCAUCUCAAAACCAACUGAAGUUAGAAGUAGGAAACAAUUGGAUCCCUCUUUUUCAACUAAACUCUUUAAUUUUGGGAUCAUGGAAUUUAGGGCCAAGAUUUCCUUCAUGGAUUUGUUCACAAAAGCAUCUUCAGAAUUUGGACAUAUCUAACACAGGGGUUUCAGAUGCAAUUCCUCUUUCAUUUUGGAACCUUUCUUCUCAGUUUAUUUAUCUAAAUAUCUCCCAUAAUCAGAUCUACGGAGAGAUUCCACAAAUCCCACUGAUUUUCUCCACUCCUUCAAUACUUGAUAUGGGUUCAAACCACUUCAAAGGUCCAUUACCUUGUAUAUCCUCUAAUUUGAGCUAUCUUGAUAUUUCUAACAAUUUACUAUCUGGAUCUAUUUUUCACUUUCUAUGUUACAAGAUGAAUGAGCCCAAAAAUAUGAAGUUCCUCAAUCUUGGAAAAAAUCUUUUAUUAGGGAAAAUAAGUAAUUGUUGGAUGAAGUGGCAAAGCUUGCUUGCCUUAAAUUUGGGAAACAACAAUUUCUCUGGUGCUAUUCCAGCAUCCAUUGGAUCUUUGAUUAAUCUUAGGUCUUUGCACCUAUACAACAACAGAUUCUCUGGAAAAUUUCCAUUGUUGAAAAAUUGUAGAGACUUGUUUACUGUUGAUAUUGGUGAAAAUGAGUUUGUUGGGAGCAUACCUUUGUGGAUAGGACAUAGACUUUCAAGGUUGAAGAUUCUCAACCUUCGCUCCAAUAAUUUCCUUGGUCAAAUACCAAAAGAAUUUUGUGCUCUAACUUCACUCCAAAUAUUGGACCUUUCACAUAAUAAGCUACUUGGAAGCAUACCUAAAUGUGUUAACAAUUUCAGUACCAUGGCCAGAAAUAGCAAUUCCAAUGAUCCCAUUUUUUUGUUUGGUUGGUCAACAAAAUCUAGUUCUGUGCCUUUUGAAAGUGCAUUGCUUGUGAUGAAGGGGAAAGUUCUUGAGUACUCCACCACUCUUCAACUGGUAAAAAGUAUAGACCUUUCCAAGAACAAUUUAUCAGGAGAGAUACCUACAGAGGUGAUUAGUUUGCAAGGAUUACAAUCAUUGAAUCUGUCAUUUAAUAUCUUGAAGGGAAGGAUUCCUGAGAAUAUAGGCGUUAUGGGAGCACUAGAAUCUCUUGAUUUCUCUGUAAACCAACUUUCAGGUCAAGUUCCUCAAAGUAUGUCAAGUUUGACAUUUUUGAGUCAUUUGAACUUGUCAAACAACAAUUUAAUUGGGAAAAUCCCUUCAAGUACUCAGCUACAAAGCUUCAGCGCCUCUAGUUUUUCUGGAAACAAACUUUGUGGACCUCCUCUUAUUGAUGAUUGUUCUAUAGAUGAUGUAAGACCCAACACUGAGAACAAAGGGAGCAAUGGUGGGCGUGAAGUGGAUUGGUUCUAUGUGAGCAUGACACUUGGAUUUGUGGUUGGGUUUUGGGUUGUAUGGGGUCCGUUACUAAUGAACAAGCAAUGGAGAAUCAUGUACUUUCAAUUCCUAGAUCGCAUGGGGUACAAGCUAGGGAUGUUUUGGCACAAACUUGAUAGCUUUUAAAUGUUGUGAGAUUCUUAUCUUGUUACUAGCCAACGUUUCUUGUGGUGCAUGGAUAUGUUGUAGUUUCAUUUUGUAAUAAUAUGUAUCUUUUGUUAGCUCAAGUCAUUUUGAAAUAAUUUGUAGACAAUUUUUUUUCUUACAUGUGUAUUAUACUCAUGUUGUGGUAUUAUAUUAAGAGAAUUAAUUACAAUUAUAUUAUGGAUUCAAGUGAUAGCCUACUGGUACUGGUAUCCCCUUGGAUUCCAGAUAUUUAUAGUUCAAACCCCACAUUUCCUGUCUCACCAUUCGCAUAACAAAAAAAAAAUCAUCAACAUACGUACAGAGAGGCCUUUAACAGCAUCAGAUUAGGAAAUUUAGCAACAAUAGUAAAGCAAUAAUUUGGCAUUGUUGGUUCAUAAUUUAGCAACAAUAGUAAGCAUAAGGGGGUAUUUCCUAUUUCUAGUUCAUAUGCAUAUAAUUUGGCAUUGUUGGUUAGCGUACCUGAUGUGGUCUAAUGGUGUGACUUGCAAUUAACAGAGAAUGGAGUUAGGAUUUGCACACCAGAUGUCCUGCUCAAUAACUUUUCUGAUAUUGUGGGUAUUUUCAAAAACAGGAAUAAGGUUAUCCGCUUAAUGGGGUCCCUACCAAAGGAUGGCUUUCUGUGGAUUUCACCUUCAAGGAGCUAAACUGUUGCCUAUUGCUUUGCUCAUCUAUGUCAAAAUGCUUCAGCACAAUGAUUCUUUUCUACUCAUAACUGAUCGAUAAGGUUGUCUACCUGUAUUUUUUUUUGAAAUAUAUUAUGAUUUUUAGAAUGUUAUUGUUGGCCUUUGUCUUUUGCCUUCCUCACUCUCCAGCGAAUCCUUUAGUCAUCUCUAAAUAUGGAGCAAGUGGAGAUUUCCCUGGUACGGAUUUAUCAUAUAAGAAAGCGAUUGAUGAUCAUGUAGAUGUACUCGACUGUCUUGGACGAUUGGCAAAGGAUGGGACUCUGUUUUGCUUUACCAUUAAUUUUUUUUAAGCAUACCUGUGCUAAUAUAAUUAGGUGGAAUGGUAAUUAAAUUGGUCAAAUUUUGUCUAGGGGGCUCUGGUGUGCAGAACCAUCUUCAAACUCUUCUGCACUGGACAUUGCAGAGGCCAAGGAACUCUUGAAACAGGGGAGGUGACAUUGGCUGCUGAAGACUUCUUUUAUGACUUUUUUGAAGAUCCAGAGUAAUUUUGAGACAGUUUCAAAAUAUAUCACAACUGGAGGGAAGUUUGUGAACGAGUUUCAAGACAGUUGCAGAGUUAAUUACUAAUCUGUUGCAGCCCUUUGAGUGUUAGUUGCCAAUAUGUUGUGAUUCUUAAUUGGGCAUUUACAAUAGUUGUUAAUGUAUUUCCACGUGACUUCGUGGAAAAACAUCAUCUCCUUUGUAUAAAUAUCAGUGUAUAUCAGAAUGUGAAUAUUUGAAUGAACGGUGGUUCAACU
This is a messenger RNA of Quercus lobata, 4542 nucleotides long. RefSeq names its product receptor-like protein EIX2. The record is from RefSeq and is a predicted model, not a curated record. Bases 27 to 3101 code for a protein of 1024 amino acids. Gene Ontology annotation, molecular function: protein binding. The transcript is spliced from 3 exons. NCBI's taxonomy places the organism in Eukaryota, Viridiplantae, Streptophyta, Magnoliopsida, Fagales, Fagaceae.